AUGGCACCUAUUUCGCAAUUGAACUUCAUAAGUCUGGGAAGGAUGGGUUUUGUAAGCCAGCUAACCGCUCAUUAUGCAGCGCUGUAUUUUAGCUAUCAAUGAAACUAAUUUCAUUGAAGCCCGUCAAUCCCUUCUAGAACUGUGGCCAUUUUACUGUCACCGUGGGUGUGAAGGGAAAUGAGUUGGUGUCCUUUGGACACGAUAAUCCAGUAGCGAUGCAGUGGAUAAAUCUCAAAUUCUUAGAAAACUUUCUCGUGUUAUUGGACAUUAAUGCCCAAAAGUUUCAUGCACAAACUGCGUACUGAUGGAAAAUGACAUGGAUCUGACCAUCGUGUCGAUGAUUCUGAAGAUAAUGCUGAGGAUUCGAAAACAUCCAAAGAUGUCAAUAUUCGAGCCAAUGAACCCAUUUUUUCUGCAAAGAAAGACCACUAGCUGAACUCUAGAUCCGUGCAAAAACAUGAAGAAUUAGUCAUGUGUUUGGUAAAAAUCAACAUAAUAUGGGGUAGGCAGUCUGUAGUUAGGUUCAAGAGCUCAAUGCAAAACAUAGAUUCUGUUCAUCAUAAUUCUCCUUGUACUUUAAGCAAUCGAGCUGAAAUUGUGUCUCUGAUCUACAUGCUUGACGGACUAUAUGCACACACAUUUUCAGGUCUUCAGCAUCUAUUGUGGCUGAGAUCCUCUAGGGGGAGACUUUUGUCGUCUACUGUAUUUGUGGACUCUGUCGAAAUCUAUAACACUUGAAAUUCAGUAGAAUCUGCAAUCUGUCGAUUAUUUUUCUAUAAACCAUACCAAGAGUUAGGAUAUAGAAUCUUCAUUGAAACUAUAUUUUGACGAAAGAAAACUUGAAAUUUUUCAUGAUAACCAAAGGAGAUCGCAUGGAACUGAAUUUUACUAUCUCAUUUGAAGUUCUGUUACAUAAAUAAGGGUUGUUGUGAUUGCUAUUUCAGAAGUGAAAAUCAAAAAAACACAAACAAUAAUGACCAACAACGAUAAGAAAAUAGCUUCAGUUGGGGGAUCGAUCGUGCCUGAUGGUGGAUGGGGAUGGUUCAUUGUCUUCUCAUCAUUCAUGAUCCAUUUUUUUAUGGAUGGGUAAGCGAUUUUUUUUCUCAUAUCUUCUCUAGCUUUAUUUAAAUAAAAUAGGAUAACAUAUUCGAUGGGUCAAGUGUUCUUAGAACCCAUGAUGAAGGAACUUUCUCUCAAUCGAGCUUUGGUGUCAAGUAUAUUCGGUAUUUUACCAGCUGUCACACUCGGCGCAGGUUAGCUAUUAUUAUUCUGAAUUGAACAUUAUUUUUUAACAAAUAUGUUUUAUGUUUUAGGGCCAAUCGCAACCGUUUUCACUAAUAUGUACGGUUGCCGUAGAGUGGCUAUAGCAGGAACUUGCAUCGCCUCUUUUGGUUUUUUUCUCAGUCGACUAUGGGUCAAUAUAUGGUUUUAUUAUAUUACAAUUGGUGUGAUCGGAGGUAUGCUCUUUCAUUGAUAGAAUCCUGCAGUAUAGUUAGUUUGACUGAAAUCUUUUGAGCAAUGCUUUCGUUGUCAAGAAAAAAAAAUAGCCUAUGGAAAUAUGAAAAAUUAUGUUGGUUGCAUCUAUAUAUUAAACAUUUUUUUCUUCACUUCAUUCAUAUGUUGAUGUUUUUAGGCAUUGGUUUUGCAUUAAUGUAUUUACCAGCCAUUGUCUCUGUUGGAUUGUAUUUCGAACGAAAACGUGCAUUUGCCAUGGGCAUCGCUGUAAACCGACUUUUCUUCUUCAUUUUGACAGUGAUCAUUUCUGGUGUUGCUACCAUAAUGGCUCCAUUAUGUGGCUCGUCUGUUAUUCCUCAUAUAGGUUAUGCGUCCUUUUUUGGCUUCUUUUCAGGUGGUUACGUUACUUUAACAGCGAUUGUUCUUGUUGAUAUAGUUGGCAUUAAUAAAUUAUCGGACGCAUUCGGUGUUCUUUUACUUUUUAUUGGUGUUGCAACUGCUAUUGGAACACCAGUUGUUGGGGCAAUGCGUGAUACAUUUUCUCAUUUUGCUCGACCUUUUCUCUGGCCUUAUAUUAUUUGUGGUGGUUGUACUGUUCUCAGCGGUGUCAUACUAUUUGCUAUUCCUUUCUUGCAACGAAAGAAGUUAAAUGACAAUCAAAUAGAGACGGAUGUUGAUACUAUCCACUUUGAAAAAGAUUUAUUGUCUCAAGAACAACAGCAAAAAAUCUAA
This is a messenger RNA of Rotaria sp. Silwood2, 2187 nucleotides long. The record is from the annotation of a GenBank genome assembly. Lineage: Eukaryota; Metazoa; Rotifera; Eurotatoria; Philodinida; Philodinidae.